Molecule: messenger RNA, 4541 nt
Organism: Trichosurus vulpecula (common brushtail)
Lineage: Eukaryota; Metazoa; Chordata; Mammalia; Diprotodontia; Phalangeridae
Product: zinc finger protein 665-like
Exons: 6
Coding region: 463-3540 (1025 amino acids)
Biological process (GO): regulation of transcription by RNA polymerase II
Molecular function (GO): DNA-binding transcription factor activity, RNA polymerase II-specific; RNA polymerase II cis-regulatory region sequence-specific DNA binding
Source: RefSeq, a predicted model, not a curated record
CAGGCGGCACCGGCGAGUAAGGCCACGGGACAUCCUGUAGAAAUCUGUUAGCUUCCUGGUGAGGUGGGAUGCCUCACCUCUUAGGAGGAAGGGUCUGACAGAGGAGCGGGGGAGACAUGAGACUGUGUACCAUCCUGCUCCAGGAGCCGGAGCUCGUGGGUCCGAGAGAGGGGGAUCAUCAGCUAGGGCAUGCUGCCCUCAGCCUGGAGAGAAACUGCCUGAGGCAGUCAAGCACCCCAUCAACCAGACUGAAAAUGACCGAACUACACCUGCCUUUCAGCACUGAAUCCACUGAACUGCUAACAAAAAACAUGAAAUGCCCAGAUCUCUCCCACCUUAAAAUGACCUUCACUUAACCUUCUCGUCCUUGAGCUAUCUUCUUUCCUCCUUUUUACAGAACAGAGAUCUCUCUACCAUCCCUGGAGUUGAGAUCUCUCUGCCUUCUGGGAGCCAGGUCUGCACAUGCAGGUGCCAGCUCAGCUUGCUGAGGACCAAAGCCUAUUCCUAGGAGAGAGACCAAGAAGAAUGGCCCCUGGGAGCCAGAGACCCUCAUCCCAGGAUUUGGUGACCUUCAAGGAUGUGGUCGUGGACUUCAGUGAGGAGGAGUGGCGCCUCUUGGACCAUUCUCAAAAAGAACUGUACAAGAAGAUCAUGCUGGAGAAUAUCCAGAACCUGCUAUCCCUGGAUUUAGAAACCAGUUUCGAAGUAAAUGAGGUCACUAGCAAUCUUGGAAUUUUUCUGGCAAAACAUGACCUGCAAAGAUUUGUGAGUGAUGUUCCCUGGGACUUCAAGUUGAGAGGAAUCCAUGACUGUGAUAUCAAGUUAAAUAAAAAUCCAAAGAGUGACUGUGAAUUGGAUGAAAAUGGAAAGAUACUCAGACAGCCUUCCAUGCAAAAUCACUGUAGGAAACUGACCUCAGGGAAUGACUGUGUUCAGGAUAGUGAAUAUAGUAAAUGCUUUACUGAAGAGGUAGAGCUUUUUCAGUCCCAUGAGAAGCCUCCUGAAGUGCCAGUGUAUCCAGGUAGUCAAUGCAAAAUGGCCUGGAACUGGAGUUCAGACCUCAUGAGAAGUCAGAAAAGUGAUACUGGAGAAAUGCUUUCUGUAAGUAGUAAAGGUGGGAAGACCUUGAGUCAGAACUCUAAGCUCGUUACUCAUCAGCAAAUUCCCAUUAGAAAGGAGCCUGUUGAAUAUAGUGAAUGUGAAGCAACUUCAUCCCAUCACUCAUGUCUUCCUUACCAUCCUAGAUUUCACGCUGGAAUGAAAAGACAUGCACGUCCUCAGUGUAAGAAGGCCUUUGGUUGCAACUUACAUCUUGAUAGAUCGUGUAAGUUUCAUACUGGGGAGAAGUUUUAUGAGUGUCAUGAAUGUGAGAAGGCUGCCUGCUACAGAUCUCUCCUUAUUGGCCAUCAGAGGAUCCACACUGGAGAGAAACUAUUUGUAUGUAAUCAGUGUGGAAAGGCUUUCACACAGAGCUCCAGGCUUUUUGCACAUCAGAGAACCCACACUGGAGAGAAGCCUUUUGAAUGUAAUCAGUGUGGAAAAACGUUUACAGAAAAGGGCAGUCUUGCUAUACAUCAGAGAAUUCACACUGGAGAGAAGCCUUAUGAAUGUAAUCAAUGUGGAAAGACCUUCAGAACGAGAUCCCAGGUUGCUGGACAUCAGAGAAUCCACACUGGAGAGAAGCCUUAUGAAUGUAAUCAAUGUGGAAAGGCUUUUAUAGACAGGGGCAGUCUUGCUAUACAUCAGAGAAUUCACACUGGGGAGAAGCCUUAUGAAUGUAAUCAAUGUGGAAAGGCUUUCACGCAGAGGAGCCAUCUUGUUGGACAUCAGAGAAUCCACACUGGAGAGAAGCCUUAUGAAUGUAAUCAAUGUGGGAAGACUUUCAGAACGAGAUCCCAGCUUGCUGGACAUCAGAAAAUCCACACCGGAGAAAAAUCUUAUGAAUGUAAUCAUUGUGGAAAGGUGUUCACACAGAGGAGCCAUCUUGUUGAACAUCAAAGACUCCACACUGGAGAUAAACCUUAUGAAUGUAAUCAAUGUGGGAAGACUUUCAGAACGAGAUCCCAGCUUGCUGGACAUCAGAGAAUCCACACCGGAGAGAAAUUUUAUGAAUGCAAUCAUUGUGGAAAGGUGUUCACACAGAGGAGCCAUCUUGUUGGACAUCAGAGAAUCCACACCGGAGAGAAGCCAUAUGAAUGUAAUCAAUGUGGAAAGGCUUUCACACAUAGGAGCCACCUUGCUGCACAUCAGAGAAUCCACACCAGAGAGAAGCUUUAUGAAUGUCAUCAAUGUGGAAAGGCUUUCACACAGAGCUCCAGGCUUGCUGCACAUCAAAGAACCCACACUGGAGAGAAUCCUUAUGAAUGUAAUCAAUGUGGAAAGACUUUUACGGAAAGGGGCAGUCUUGCUAUACAUCAGAGAAUCCACACUGGAGAGAAGCCUUAUGAAUGUAAUCAAUGUGGAAAGACCUUCAGAACGAGAUCCCAGGUUGCUGGACAUCAGAAAAUCCACACUGGAGAGAAAUCUUUUGAAUGUAAUCAUUGUGGAAAGGCCUUUAUAGACAAGGGCAGUCUUGCUGGACAUCAGAGAAUCCACACUGGAGAGAAGCCUUAUAAAUGUAAUCAAUGUGGGAAGUCUUUCACACAGAGGAGCCAUCUUGUUGGACAUCAGAGAAUCCACACUGGAGAGAAGCCUUAUGAAUGUAAUCAGUGUGAGAAGACUUUCAGAACGAGAUCCCAGCUUGCUGCACAUCAGAGAAUACAUACUGGAGAGAAGCCUUAUGAAUGUAAUCAAUGUGGAAAGACUUUCAUAAACAGGUGUAAUCUUGCUACACAUCAGAGAAUCCACACUGGAGAGAAGCCUUAUAAAUGUAGUCAAUGUGGAAAGGCUUUUACAAAAAGGGGCAGUCUUGCCAUACAUCAGAGAAUCCACACUGGAGAGAAAUCUUAUGAAUGCAAUCAAUGUGGAAAGCUUUUCACACAGAGCAGCUAUCUUGUUGGACAUCAGAGAAUCCACACUGGAGAGAAGCCUUAUGGAUGUAAUCAAUGUGGAAAGGCUUUUACAGACAGGGGCAGUCUUGCUGUACAUAAGAGAAUACACACUGGAGUGAAGCCUUAUGAAUGUAAUCGUUGUGGGAAGGCAUUCACACAGAGGAGCCAUCUUGUUGCACAUCAGAGAAUCCACACUGGAGAGAAGCCUUAUGAAUGUAAUCAAUGUGGAAAGGCUUUUACAGGCAGGGGCAGACUUGCUGGACAUCAGAGAAUCCACACUGGAGAGAAGCCUUAUGUAUGUAAUCAGUGUGGAAAGGCUUUUACAGAAAGGGGCCAUCUUGCUAUACAUCAGAGAAUCCACACUGGAGAGAAGCCUUAUGAAUGUAAUCAAUGUGGAAAGGCUUUUAUAGACAAGGGCAGGCUUGCUGGACAUCAGAGAAUCCACACUGGAGAGAAGCCUUAUGAAUGUAAUCAAUGUGGAAAAGCUUUCACGCAGAGGAGCCAUCUUGUUAGACAUCAGAAAAUCCACAUUGGAGAGAAAUCUUUUUAAUGUAAUCAGUGUGGAAAGGAUUUCACCCAGAGGAGCCCUCUUGUUGGACAUCAGAGAGUCCACACUGGAGAGAAGCCUUAUGUAUGUAAUCAUUGUGGAAAGGCUUUUAUAGACAAGGGCAGUCUUGCUGGAUGUUGGGGAAUCCACACUGGAGAGAAGCCUUAUGAAUGUAAUCCAUAUGGAAAAGCUUUCAGGCAGAGGAGCCCUCUUGUUGGAUAUCAGAGAGUCCACACUGGAGAGAAGCCUUGUGUAUGUAAUCAAUGUGGAAAGUCUUUCACACAGACCAGUCAUCUUGCUUCACAUUGGAGAAUACAUACUGAAGAGGAAACUUUUGAAUGUAAUCAUUGUGGAAAGACUUUCGUAGACAGGUACAAUCUUGCUGCGCAUCACAGCUUGCUGGACAUCAGAAAAUCCCCACUGGAGAGAAACCUUGUGAGUGUAAUCACUGUGGAAAGCCUCGUACAGACAGGGGCAGUCUUGUUAUCCAUCAGAGAAUCCACACUGGCAAGUAGCGUUAUGGAUAUAAUCAAUGUGAAAGACUUUUAGAUGUACUUCCAAUCUUGCUUCACAUCAGAGAAUCCACACUAGGGAGAGACCUUUUGAAUAUAAUCAAUGUGGAAAGUCUUUCACAGAGAGCUGAAAUCCUAAUGUUUUUCACCCCUCCUCAAUAUGACAUGACUUUCAUAGGCUUCAUUUUUUUAGCCAUCCCUCCAUUAAUUGGUAUUUACUUCUUUUCCUGCUGUUUGCUGGCAGAAAAAUUCCUUCUUAAAUGUUUUGGAACCUGUUGGACAUUAAUUUCUCUGUUGCUUUCUUUAAGGGGCUAGGUGACAUGGUGAAUGAAGUACUGUCCUUGGAACCACAAGGCCUAAAUUUUAAUUCAGUCUCUGGCACUUCCUUUUUGUAUUUCACUGGGCAAUUCACGUUAGCUAAUCCUGCCUGAGUGUCCCCAUCUGUAGAAUGGGGAUAAUAAGAGCAUCUACCUCCCAGAGUUGUGGUGAGAA